AUGCAACUCAUGAAAGGGAUCGGUGGUAGUGUGAUAUCGGUUGGGCGCUGUGUGUCUACCAUAUAUAAUUACCUGGUGGUUAUGGGCGUCAUUAUGAUUUCAUUUGCUGUCGGCGUGAAUCUACUCGUACAACCAUAUCUGAAUAGUGUCGUCAUCAAGGAGGAUGGCACUGAGCAGGCUAUGGUUCGCAGUAUGUACUGGGCUGUGUACGGCUAUCUGGAUCCCUCACUUUAUCCCAUAGUCAAUGGAAAUUCUGGGCCAGAUCAAGCACCGAUUGAGCACUACAUCACUUCUUUCGCCACUGAGGUUGGAUUUCUCUAA
Molecule: messenger RNA, 321 nt
Organism: Cooperia oncophora
Lineage: Eukaryota; Metazoa; Nematoda; Chromadorea; Rhabditida; Trichostrongylidae
Source: the annotation of a GenBank genome assembly